Daphnia magna is the source of this 1606-nucleotide messenger RNA. RefSeq lists its product as uncharacterized. Lineage: Eukaryota; Metazoa; Arthropoda; Branchiopoda; Diplostraca; Daphniidae. Bases 355 to 1197 code for a protein of 280 amino acids. Gene Ontology annotation, cellular component: membrane. The transcript has 3 exons. The record is from RefSeq and is a predicted model, not a curated record.
UCCGAAUGUGUUGGAAACGCACGCAUGCGUUGCCCAUCCGUGAACAAGAAAAGGAUAAGGAGGAGAGUCACAUGUUUCUCUUUUUUUUCUUGCUUCUCCCUCCCUCCCUGUGUGUGUGUGUUACAGUCGAAGAGGGUCGCCUCAAGACGCAGAGGACUGCUGCCUGCCAGUCUCGACUGCCUCUGCUAACCGAACGAACCUGUUCUCUCCGCGUUCCAGUUCGUUUGGAUUACUUGCCAACGUGCUUUCGUUCAGAAUGUCAAACGACUGAAACAAUUGAAGAGACAUUUGCGUUGUACUUUCAUUGUAAAUUUUGUAUGAACAUUACGACCCGGCCGGAACUUGGCGUGCAAAAUGAAGAAACGAUCGAGCGUGGUGGCAAUCAAGACGGUCACAUCGCGACCUGUUUUGGUUUUAUGGUCAGUCGUUUCGAUUGUGGUGGCAUUCCUCUGUUGCUGGUCGUAUUCCCAGCCGGCGUGGACACUCCGUUCAUCCAGCGAAAUCGGAUCGCUUGAUCAGCAUCCGAGCACAUCAUCCAAUCACAUUGGCACGGCAGCAUCGGAUGCAAGCCAAACGGCCACGACAUCAGUCCGAAGAAGAUUGGAACGGGCCGUUUCCAUUCAACUGCCGGCCGAUGAGGUGCCGUUGAUGUCCGAAGAGGACGUCAAUGCGACGUCGUCGGACGUGAUGAUGACGCCUGGACGUAGCGCCAUCCCGCUCGUCCACAUCGGACUCUUUGGCAUGUGCAUCUACACGCAACAACAUCCGGAGAGGAGGCCGGAAAGUACCGUGACGUGCGUCCGUCACGCCGAUUUGGAUUACGAGUGGCUUCCACCCGCCUGGCAGGUGACGCGCGUCCUGUGCGGAGGUGGUUGCUUGAUGCUACUGGCCUGCGCUGCCGGAUGCGUGGCCGUCGCUUUCGUCCGUCAUCAUCACAGACAACAGGAGCUCAUCAAAAUGACGGCCGUCGUUCAAUUAGCUGCCGCUUCGUUAAUGCUGCUCGGAUUGUGUUUCUAUCCAUUUGGACUGCGUUCAGAGAAUUUGCAUCACUUUUGCGACGAACGUUGCCAACCGGGAUGGUCGUCGCUGGUCGCCGGCCUGUCCAGCGCAGCUGCUUUCCUCUGCCCAGUGUUGGCCACUCUCGUUUCAAACCCGAUCUACGACAACAACCCUUGGGAGGCUUAUCUUUUGCUCUGAAGCCAAAACAAUCCGUACGUCUGAUGCUAUAGACAUAUAGCAGCCCAGUCAGCCAAACAAUCUUAGAUAAUAGAGAAAACGAUGUGCCACUGAAACAUUUUUCUUUUUUUCUUUCUAUUUUGUACCAUAAAUUACAACGUCAAAGAAAAAGAAAAAAAUAGAUUUCUCUUGUGUAAAUGAAAUGUCGAUACAGUAAACGAAAAACGGUGGCGAGAGGGAAUCAAAGUCAAAAGUUAUGAGGAAAAUGUGCGUGUGUGUGUGUGUGUGUGUGUCGGAUGGGAAUGCAGUUAGCGUUGCUAUAGAAUGUCGCCCGUGUUAUUUCCGUGUGUGAUGUGAUUGUCCAUCAAUCGGCGGUCUGAAAUAGGACGGACCCAAAGAUAAAUACAAAUACACUGAUGUCAGAUUCUUA